Messenger RNA from Onychostoma macrolepis, 3595 nucleotides. RefSeq names its product complexin 2b (gene cplx2b). Bases 304 to 708 code for a protein of 134 amino acids. Gene Ontology annotation, molecular function: syntaxin binding. The record is from RefSeq and is a predicted model, not a curated record. Gene Ontology annotation, biological process: synaptic vesicle exocytosis; regulation of neurotransmitter secretion; neurotransmitter transport. The transcript is spliced from 4 exons. NCBI's taxonomy places the organism in Eukaryota, Metazoa, Chordata, Actinopteri, Cypriniformes, Cyprinidae. Gene Ontology annotation, cellular component: SNARE complex; terminal bouton.
UAUGAAUGAAGCUACUGGAGCGACAGACAGAGAGAGAGAGAGAGAGAGAGAGAGAGAGAGAGGUGGAUUAUCAGGGCGCAGUGUGUGUUUGUCAUGUUCCAGCUAUUCGAGCAUGUAGUUUUCUUUAAUGUUCAGUUAGGAAUUCUUCAAGAAGAACAAAUUGCAAGUCACUUAGCUGUAGGUGUGAAGGAUUCACCAGGACACAGGAGACUGACACACUGUGGUGGACCGGCAGAAUCAGGAUCACAGCUGGACUAAAUGCAACAUUCUCUUUAGCUGGAAGAGGACCACAUAUCGUGCAUCAUGGAUUUUGUGAUGAAGCAAGCGCUGGGCGGAGCCACCAAAGACAUGGGGAAGAUGUUAGGUGGAGAGGAGGAGAAGGACCCUGAUGCCCAGAAGAAGGAGGAAGAGAGGCAGGAGGCGCUCAGACAACAAGAAGAGGAGCGAAAGGCCAAACAUGCUCGUAUGGAGGCCGAGAGGGAAAAGGUCAGACAGGCCAUUCGAGAUAAGUAUGGACUAAAGAAGAAAGAAGAGAAGGAAGCAGAGGAGAAAGCGGCUAUGGAACAAGCGUGCGAAGGCUCCCUGACUCGACCCAAAAAGGCCAUCCCGGCAGGCUGCGGGGCGGAUGACGACGAGGACGAGGAGAGCAUUCUAGACACCGUUCUCAAAUUCCUGCCCGGACCUCUGCAGGACAUGUUUAAAAAGUAACAGACACGAAGCUGUUUCUCGAGAAAGAUGGGUGAGGGGGGAUUUUUGCCAAACAGGUGAAAGGCUUUUCACUGCCUUGACGGAAUUUUAUUUGUUCCUUUCGUAUGGAUAGAUACACAAAUCAUAACCCGACAACGUUUGGUCUUUUCACUGCCAUUCAGGUUCAAAUUGUUUACACUUUCUAUAGAUCUCUGUGUUUGUUUACUGAUCACCAGGGUCUCUGAUGCUGCCUUAGGUACUCAACGAUCAGCCCCACAAUAACAGCACAUUGAUGCUGAGCUCUGGCACUGGGAAUAUGAUGCUUACUUAGAUUUGCUUAUUUAAAACACAGUGGGGUCAGAGCAUUUUAAAACAGUGGCUAGAUAUAACUGCCCCUUCUUUCACAGAAGAUUUGUCAGUGAAGUGCCGAAUGCAGCCGUAAUGCUUUCAGUAGUUGCAUGAGGUCAAAAUAUUACUAUCUGAUGAAUCACAUUCGCCAUCAGUGAAUUUGAUGAUACGUUGCCAUAUGUAAAUAUGGGAGACGCUGAGAUACUGUCUUAGAUGUGCCACGUUAGACCACCUGAAUGCUCAAAUGGUUUGCAGCCUGGCAGUUCUCAUUUAUCUGUGAUGUAUUGUUAUUUAUUUUGAUUCUUUCUCUAUUUUUGUUAGUGUGAAAUAGAACUUGAAUUGACCACAAGUGAUAUUCACAUUAGCCUUGCCAGCUAAAAUCAGGAAAAGCUCAGUAAGUGUCUCUAAUUAUCAUUUUACAAACUGGACCAACUCCUCUUUACAAUUAAGAGUUAUUCAAGAUCUCAAAAGCACACAGUCAGUCAGUGUUUCACAGCGCAUUCAUUUUCAAAGCAUGCAGAUCUCAUGUUAGAUCACUCACACAUGACAAUCAGAAAUGAAGUGGUCCCAUACUAAAAAUAAAAAAGAAUCAUUUUAUGUUUGUUAUUUGUAGGUUUCACAUCAAAAUUUUAUUUAAAACGAAACAUGGCUCACAAAAAUAUUUGAUGUUCCGUAAUAUUAGAACACCUGCCUUAGCUAAAUAUUAUGUAAAGGUCUGACCUGACUUGUAAUAUGCAUUUAGACUUAAAAAAGUAGGUAAUUGUAACAUUAAAAAGCCAAAAAUAUGCCUACGUGUAUUAUGAAUUUGGUAUUAUUGCAUAAAGUGCAGGCAUUGCUUUAUAUGAAAGCCAGUUUGGAAUUUAAAAAAUAUAUAAAAAAGGUAAUUGCAUCUUUUUAUCUCACAAUGCUGACUUUUUCUUGCAAUUGUAUGUUUAUAUCUCACAGUUCGGACUUUGUUUCUCACAACAUGUAAUCGACAGAAACAGUUUAUUUCUCACAAUUCUUUUAUUUAUUUAUUUUUCAGAAUUCUGAUGAGUUCUUUUUUUUGGCACAAAAUAAAACAUUAUAAAGUAAUUGUUGCUUUUCAUCUCAAAAUAAUUUUUUCCUUGCAAUUGUGAGUUUAUAUCUUAUAAUUCUGACUUUUCAUCUCAGAAUUGCGAGGAAAAUGAUGAAUUAUGAGAUGUAAAAUUGCAAUUGCAAGAAAAACAGAACAUGGUCCUGCAAUAUCAGGAUACCUGCCUUAGCUGCAUAGUUAUGUAAAGAUAAAACAUUGCAGUUACAUAGGGCUUACAUAGUUUUUGAAAAUAAUUAUUAAUCAAUAAACAAAAAUAUAUGCUAAAUUAAUACUGAGAAUGCAUGAGCUUCAAUCACAACAGUAAAAAAUACCAAAGAGAGAAUGAACUGCAGUUAUACAUCUUAGUACAGGACUGACAGUUCAAGAAACAGCAUGUUAAAAAUGAUCGAUUAUGACAAUAUUUUGAGAAACCAUUAUAUUCAUACAUCUGAUCAUCAACGAUCAUUCCAGCUGUGAAACACAAUAUAUCAAUAUGGUCAUUUAUAAAAAAUACUGCCCAAAAUAUUCAUCUUACUGCUGGCAAAAUCUGAUGUGGUGUUGCAAAUAUGAUAAUUUAAGGCUUUUUUUAUUUACUUCAAUUAUUAAUGUUCUUAUGUUGUUAAGCAUUUAGUAAACACUGCCAUUUGAUAAACAUGUUUUGGGGAGGGAGAAAUGUUUACAUAAACCUGGGCUAAAGAGGCAAACAUAUUUUGUAUAGUAAUGCUCAAAUGGGUAUUGUAUUGCAUGAUGGGAAAUAUAAACCUAUAGAUAAGUUUUCAUUGCAAAAAGUCAGUAGUUGUAUGUUUUCCAAUCAGUCAGAUUAAAAAUGUGUCCCUUUUUAAACUCUGUUAGCAAAUGAUAUGCCUACAGGAAUGUAUCUGUACCCAUUAGGCUGGUUGUUCUGUGAUCAAAAUGCUUUGAAGAUUGUAAAGUUUGUUUAAAAAAAAAAAAAUCUUAGUAAGAACAGAAUGACAUACUUUAGAAUAACACAUGCUACUCUCAAGUAGACUUUAAUUUUAGCAGUACGCAAGUACGUUUUUUUUAAUUAAACUAUAAAGAAAGAAUGAGAUUGACUUUUUCAUUUUUGUAGUGCUAAAAGGUUUUUCACUAGUCAAAGCCAUAUUGUUAGACUGCAAUAAUUAAUGAAAAAAAUAAUCAUCUUGUAGUCAUGCAUCUGUAAAAAUAUGUCGAUAUCUAUUUAACUCUUCAUAGUACAUGUCAGAAAGUGUAUAUACUUUCCGUAGAGAGAGAGAGAGAGAGAAAGAGUCUUUGAAAAAGAUUGCUACUGUAGUACAGUCUACUGUAUGUGCUGUAUGUUCUCAAUGUAAGUGUGUAUUUAUGUGUGUCUGUACCUGUUUGUGCUGUACAAUGUUAUUCAUGUUCAUGUGUGUACAGUCUAAAGCAGGCUGUGUCCGCUGUCAUGAAGACGGUGGAAUCGGGGUAUAUGGAAGUCCUAAUGUUCAUGUAUGCAUGCAGAUAAACUUUGCAUUAAAUACCAAAUCCGAA